Molecule: messenger RNA, 441 nt
Organism: Impatiens glandulifera
Lineage: Eukaryota; Viridiplantae; Streptophyta; Magnoliopsida; Ericales; Balsaminaceae
Exons: 3
Coding region: 1-441 (146 amino acids)
Source: RefSeq, a predicted model, not a curated record
AUGGGAGAUUACAUCAGUAGAGAAGGUCUAUCAGAUGAAGAACAAGAUGAUGAUGAUGUUGUGUUCUUUGCAAUAUUGGCAACCUCAAUUAAUCCGGUGUACUUUGAAGAUUCUGUAAAAAGUGCACCAUGGAGAGCUGCAAUGGAUGCUGAGAUUAUUAUGGGAGGUGAAGAUAAAAUUCGUAUCGCCUGUAUCUAUGUUGAUGAUCUCAUAUUCACUGACUGUCCUACAGAACUUCAUCACAAUGUAGCAAAAAGAGCAUUACGAUACUUGAAAGGGACGUAUGAUUAUGGUAUUCUCUACACAAAAAAAGGAGGAGAUAUAAAACUUGAAAGCUACACAGAUAGUGACUAUGCUAGUGAUUUGGACGAUCGUAAGAGUACAUCAAGAUAUAUUUUUCAGCUGUGUUCUGAUGUUGUGUCUUGGCUAUCAAAGAUGUAG